Globicephala melas (long-finned pilot whale) is the source of this 3054-nucleotide messenger RNA. RefSeq names its product flotillin 2 (gene FLOT2). The record is from RefSeq and is a predicted model, not a curated record. Gene Ontology annotation, biological process: protein localization to plasma membrane; regulation of myoblast differentiation. NCBI's taxonomy places the organism in Eukaryota, Metazoa, Chordata, Mammalia, Artiodactyla, Delphinidae. Gene Ontology annotation, cellular component: cytoplasmic vesicle; plasma membrane; flotillin complex.
UGAUCUGAUGCACUGCCAACACUGACAAUUACUCAGCCGGGCCCUUUUCGACCGUGUAGCUAGGUAGUUGCAUUAUCCCCUUUUUCCAGAGGCGGGAUUAGGCAGCCAGGUAAGGGACUCGCCCAAGGUCUCCCAGCUAGUAAGAGCAGGGGCUGAAAUUGGAGCCCCGGCAGGCUGACUCCAGGGCCGGCCGCUGUAAGGUGGGUGCUGGGAGGUGAGAAAGGGCAGGGCGGUUGUUAUCGAGGCGCCCGGCGGGAGUGGAGGGACGCCUUUGAGGGCUGGGCCCCGCUAUGGCGACCCCGUGCCAUAAAGCGUGUUGACCGCCGCGGCUUGAGCUCUGGCUGCUUCCCUCGACACGCCGGCCCCGCCUUCCGCCGCCACACUUCCGGUGGGGCCGCGGCCGCGGAGGGGCGCGGGCGGGCGGCCGCUGGGGGUGGCGGGAUAGGCUGGGCGCGGCCGGCGGUGCGGGCGGGCGCGGGUUGCGGGCCGGCUGCUGUUGUCCAGGUCUCUGCGCCCCCCGAGGGCCCUCCGUCCCGCCGGCGCCAUGGGCAAUUGCCACACGGUGGGGCCCAACGAGGCGCUGGUGGUUUCAGGGGGCUGUUGCGGUUCUGACUAUAAACAGUAUGUGUUUGGCGGCUGGGCCUGGGCCUGGUGGUGUAUCUCCGACACUCAGAGGAUUUCCCUAGAGAUUAUGACGUUGCAGCCCCGCUGCGAGGACGUAGAGACGGCCGAGGGGGUAGCUUUAACUGUGACGGGUGUCGCCCAGGUGAAGAUCAUGACCGAGAAGGAGCUCCUGGCCGUGGCCUGCGAGCAGUUCCUGGGCAAGAGUGUGCAGGACAUCAAGAAUGUCGUCCUGCAGACCCUGGAGGGGCACCUGCGCUCCAUCCUCGGGACCCUGACAGUGGAGCAGAUCUAUCAGGAUCGGGACCAGUUUGCCAAGCUGGUGCGGGAGGUGGCAGCCCCCGACGUCGGCCGCAUGGGCAUCGAGAUCCUCAGCUUCACCAUCAAGGACGUGUAUGACAAAGUGGACUAUCUGAGCUCCCUGGGCAAGACGCAGACCGCUGUGGUACAGAGAGAUGCCGACAUCGGAGUGGCCGAGGCUGAGAGGGAUGCAGGCAUCCGGGAAGCCGAGUGCAAGAAGGAGAUGCUGGACGUGAAGUUCAUGGCAGACACCAAGAUCGCCGACUCCAAGCGAGCCUUCGAGCUGCAAAAGUCAGCCUUCAGCGAGGAGGUCAACAUCAAGACGGCUGAGGCCCAGCUAGCUUACGAGCUACAAGGGGCCCGUGAGCAGCAGAAGAUCCGGCAGGAAGAGAUUGAGAUUGAGGUCGUGCAGCGCAAGAAGCAGAUUGCAGUGGAGGCGCAGGAGAUCCUGCGCACAGACAAGGAGCUCAUAGCCACAGUGCGCUGCCCCGCCGAGGCCGAGGCCCACCGCAUACAGCAGAUCGCCGAGGGCGAGAAGGUGAAGCAGGUCCUCUUGGCACAGGCAGAGGCUGAGAAGAUCCGCAGAAUCGGGGAGGCGGAGGCAGCAGUCAUCGAGGCGAUGGGCAAGGCGGAGGCUGAGCGGAUGAAACUCAAGGCUGAGGCCUACCAGAAAUACGGGGACGCAGCCAAGAUGGCCUUGGUGCUGGAGGCCCUGCCCCGGAUUGCUGCCAAAAUCUCCGCCCCCCUGACCAAAGUCGAUGAGAUUGUGGUCCUCAGUGGGGACAACAGCAAGGUGACCUCAGAGGUGAACCGACUGCUGGCCGAGCUGCCUGCCUCUGUGCACGCCCUCACGGGCGUGGACCUGUCUAAGAUACCGCUGAUCAAGAAGGCCACCGGUGCACAGGUGUGAGGUCCCGAAGGCUCACACCGUUCAGCAGCCACCGCCCCCUCUUCAGCACCCGUUUUAGUACCACAGGGACAACGGGAACGUUACUGACUCUGGUGCCUUAUUUUGUAGGGACCAGGAGUGCUGCGUGUUCAGGCCUCUGGCUGUCUUCCCUUCUCCCCUGUCUCUGUCUAUCUACAUCCUCUUCUCCUCUACCCCACACCCUCAUUUUCACUGCCACAUUUGUCUGGUUUGUCUCUUCCGCCCUUAUCUUCCUGUACGUUUCUUCCUUUGUCUGUUUGUCUUUUUCUCUCCCCUCUCCUCCCAUCCUCUACACACAUCAUGUAGUUUAGGCUGAAGAUGUUGAGUAUAGUCAUUGUCUGUCUGUUGGGGGGUGGCCCUGCUGCUCCUCAGAAUCCUGGUGCCUUGAAGUUUUCUGUGCAUCUGUCCAUCCCCGCUGUGGCCCCAGCCAGAGCUUCAGCAUGGGUGCAGGGAUUCUGGGUAGGACGGCCACCCUGCCCUCUCCUGGCCUGGUCCCCGCCCCCAGGAAGCCCCCAGCCUCGCACACUCUGGCCCUUCUCGGCCCAGGUUAUCUGUGGCUGCAGGCCCAGGGCCAGCACCAUUCACUAACCCCGUGCCCAGCCCCAGGCCUGCUCUCAUACCUUACCUCUUUCUCCCCCGCCCAGGGGCACGGAGGGAAGGCCUCCUGUGUAGAGCAGCUCCCUCAGUUUACUACUGCCUUAGGAGGCCCCUGCUUGUGCUCAGGGAAGUCCCCUUCAUGGACAUGUCCCUACUAGGUGGAGCGGGGCUUGGUCCCAACUCUGCUAAGCCCUUCUGGGAUCAGGAUCUAGCCCUUCUGGAGACUAGAAAGUGUAGAGACCCUCUUCCUACCAGGGCUGUACUGUCCUGGGUGUCGGGCUGGGCCCUUCCAGUGGGCAAAGCUAUGGUACCCUAUACAGAAUCCAGUGCUGUAGACUGGCCAGACUCCACACCCCUUGUGCCAGCUUCCUUCCUGGCCAGAGUGACUAGGUUCCAGCCAUGGGGAAGCAGCCCAGUCCUCUGUGUCCUUGCUCCAGUGGAGGCAGAAGAGCCCAGGACCCAAGCAUCCUGUGGUCCCAGUCCCCCACCCCUUGCCCUGCCCCAGCCUGUGUAGCCGUUCCUGCAUGUGGAUGCUGCAUGUGUGGUCUGGGGCUUGGAUGCUGCACUGCCCCGCUGCCCGUCCCUUCUGGUGAAAUAAAGAUCUGGUU